Cylindrotheca closterium is the source of this 915-nucleotide messenger RNA. NCBI's taxonomy places the organism in Eukaryota, Bacillariophyta, Bacillariophyceae, Bacillariales, Bacillariaceae. The record is from the annotation of a GenBank genome assembly.
AUGGACAAAAAUUUCAUCAUAGACCUGAUAGAGAAUGGAGGGGAGAUCUCAGAUUCAGAGCAAGUGGACGACUCUGAAUAUGAAGAGCAGGUUGAAGAGCAAGCUGUUGAAGAGCAGGCUGAAGUAGGCCAUAAAACCAGACACAAAAGCUUGACCAACGUUACCCUUUCGAUGCUUCCACCCCUUCCGAUACCCCGUCACAAUAAGCAAAGAGAACGCAAUGGAGGAAUCAUAGUGGUGCUGCUGUCGAUCUUCUUCUUUGUUGGAACGACUCAUGGUCUUGCCUUGGAAGCAUUUGAUGGUUUUGAAUAUCACAGUACUAUAUGGUGGGUAUUGUUCAUACUGAUAUACAGUCAGGCGGGGCUGGCCAUUCUUGGUCUUAUGGCGAUGCUGAUGGUGGACCCCGGUGCCGUUCCGCGGUCCCAGCAAACAUGCUUUCCGAUUCCCGAACAAAUGACACCGGCACUCCGAGAUUAUUUGGAGCAUAAAGGAGACGGAGUUCGACUAUUCGUUCCUCCUGGAAAUAACUAUUUGGCAGCGUUGGAUCGAUCGGGAGACACCUACUGUGUUCGCUGUCUGGUGUGGCGAAGAUCCAAAGAUGGAAAACAUUAUCACUGUAAUACAUGUCAACGGUGUGUGAAAGACUACGAUCAUCACUGCAGUGUUUUUGGAAGGUGCAUUGCUGGGAGGUUGCUUUCCAUCCAAGGCAACUACACAUUCUUUGUCAGUAUGUGCGCCUUGUUUGUCACGGCAUUCUUUACCAGCUUUGUGGCGAUCGUUUGGAGUAUUUCCAAUAUCUAUGGACCUGCCUGGGUGGUACCCAUUGCUUGUCUUGUGAUUCUGUACUUUGCGGUAACCACUCGAUUGUUGGUCACGGGUCCAAUGGCACUUUGUCGGACCUGUCGGCGGAGAUGA